CAGAUGGAUCAGCAGCCUUUCCCCGACCGUCACUUCGGACACACGACCGUGAUACCGCCGUGAGACAGCGAUAGUGCGAUUGAGACAGGGAGAGAGAGAGAGUGAGAAAGAAAGUGAGAGGGAGAGAAAGAGCGAGCGGGUGAACGAGAGAGGAAUACCGCGGAGAGUGACCCGGAGCACCGUCACUGCCGCCGCCGAAGCCAUCCAUAAGGAAAGCCGUCGCAAAUUUUUACCAGCAUAAUAAUGCUUACGAGUGUAGCUUUGAUAACCUUAGUAUGUAUUGGCAUAAUUUACUUAAUCCCGAAAUAUCGGAAGCGGUUACGAUUCGUUCAAAUGGCAAAUGCAUUACCAGGUCCAAAAACGCAACCGAUUAUUGGAAAUGCCUACUACCUUCUCCAAAGAAAUUUUGACGAAUUGUUGAACAGUAUAUCUUUCCUCACGGGUACUUACCCGUCUCCAUUUCGAUUUUGGUUGUACAGUAAACUAAUUAUUGGUGUCACCGAUCCAGACCAAAUGAAAACUAUUCUUCAAAGUCCUAACUGCAUAAAUAAAAGCAUAAUGUAUGAACCGACUAAAGCGCUCGUAGGAAAUGGGCUUCUUACUGCUCCUGCACAUAUAUGGGUUCAACGUCGAAAAAUGCUAGCGUCAAGCUUUAAUACAAAUAUAUUACGAGCAUCCUGCGAUAUAUUUGUGAAACAUGUUUCAGUAUUUAUAGGGAAAAUAGAAUAUAUGUUAAAUGACGAAGUAGAUUUAUUACAUCAUAUAGCAAAGUGUUCGCUGGACAUGAUUUUCGAUAUUACGUUGAAUUUCGAUUUGGGAUUACAAUUAAAGGAAAAUAUGCCGUAUGAUAAUGCAAUGGCGAGAUUGACAGAAAUAUUCACGUACAGAAUGCGAAAUAUUCUUUUAUUUCCUGAUAUUAUAUUUAAUUUUACAUCUCUAAGCCGCGAACAACAGAAGCUUUUAAAUGUUAUAUAUUCUACUGCGGAAGAGGUAAUACAACAAAGGGAAAAUGCGAGAGAUAAUUUAGUUGGAAAUAAAAACCAAUCCACUAAGCCUUCAAGAAGGGUAUAUCUUGAUAUACUAAUGGAAGCAUCUGACAACGGCAAGAAAUUAACUCGAAAAGAUAUUAUAGAUGAAAUCAAUACGAUAAUUGUUACCGGUUUCGACACAGUCACAAAUAUGUUAAAUUUUCUGAUGUUCAUAUUAGCAAAUUUCCAAGAAGUACAACAAAAAGUAUAUGAAGAGUUGCUGGAAAUUUAUGGUACGCAAGAUCCAAAAUCCGCGCCCGUCAAGUUCGAAGAUUUGCAGCAUAUGAAAUAUAUGGAGUGUGUUAUUAAGGAAACAUUGAGACUUUUCCCCGUUGCGGCUAUAAUAGGACGGCAACUUAAUGCAGAUUUACAAAUAGGAGAAUAUACUUUACCGGAAGGCGCUGAAGUUUAUAUAACAAUAUUAGACAUGCAUCGCAAUGAAAAGUAUUGGCCGAAAGCGAUGACAUUCGAUCCAGACAGAUUUCUUCCGCAGAACAUGGCAAAUAUUCAUCCAAAUAGUUAUUUACCGUUUAGUUACGGUGCAAGGAACUGUUUAGGUAUAAAGUAUGCAAUGAUAUCUAUGAAAGUCUUCACAGCAACAUUUUUGCGGACAUACAAAUUAAAGGUCGAUAAAAGGGUUAAAAUAGAAGAAAUAGAACUGAAGCUAAGUACUGUGUUAGCGCCCGUCAAUUCUUUGAAAGUCAGAAUUGAAAAGAGGAUGUGACAAUAUAACAUUAUCAUAAUAUACUAACAGAGGAAAUGGAUUUUCUUAUUAAUAUAAUUAGUGUAGGAAACAUUUAUUGUUACUUUUAACUUAAUUUGCAUGUUUUGUAUAUAAUAUAUAUAGUCAAAUCAAAAUUAAUAAUAGUAAAGUAAAGAUAAAAAUUUGUCUUCUUUAAAGAGAUAUUUCUUUAAAGAAAUGUUUUCUUUAGCAACUCAAUCUACCACAAUGAUAAAUUACAUCAUAAACAUAUUUGAAUUAUAAUAUAUCGAUCAUUUAUAAUAUGCCGUAUAUUUAUCAUUGCGAUAAAUAUAAAUAAAUAUAAAUAAAUAACAAAUUAAAAUAAUUAAUUUAUAUUAUUAUGUACAAAAUUACAAACCAUCGACGCAACAAAAAUUUAAAGAGUAUAAAGUGUAUAAAAAUUAAGAAUGAACUUCAUUUUUUAUUUUUAAGAACUAACCUAUUUGCAACAUGUACCACAAGACUUUCCAAAGUGUUACAACUAGUUACCAGGAAAAUAAUUAUUUAAAUUAGUUCUACGACAAAGAUAAAAAUUUGUCUUUUUUAAAGGAAGAUAGAUUUUUUGAAUUUCAGCAACUCCACUC
Odontomachus brunneus is the source of this 2354-nucleotide messenger RNA. RefSeq names its product cytochrome P450 4C1-like. NCBI's taxonomy places the organism in Eukaryota, Metazoa, Arthropoda, Insecta, Hymenoptera, Formicidae. Gene Ontology annotation, molecular function: heme binding; oxidoreductase activity, acting on paired donors, with incorporation or reduction of molecular oxygen; monooxygenase activity. The record is from RefSeq and is a predicted model, not a curated record. Bases 244 to 1752 code for a protein of 502 amino acids. The transcript is spliced from 13 exons.